Messenger RNA from Folsomia candida, 2891 nucleotides. RefSeq lists its product as uncharacterized. NCBI's taxonomy places the organism in Eukaryota, Metazoa, Arthropoda, Collembola, Entomobryomorpha, Isotomidae. The coding region runs from base 128 to 790 and encodes 220 amino acids. The transcript is spliced from 2 exons. The record is from RefSeq and is a predicted model, not a curated record.
UGUACAUUGACCUUCUCAUUUUUCCCAAUUUUCUUCCCCAAUUUUUGAAGGGGGUGUGGUUGAAUAUAAUUCAAAAACAGCUAUGCUAUAUUAAUCCCCCCACCCAAAACUGAAUUUGUAAUUUUUUAUGUGCAAUUUGGUGAAAUCGAUGCGAAAAAGACUUGCACUUUUGGCUCAUUUUGUAUCUAUCGAAAGUGGGUGGAUUCCGAUUCACGAUUCAGAUGACAGUGAACAGGAAGAUGAAGCAAAAUUAAGCUUUAUUCCAGGUGUAAUUGAAUUGAUGUUCCCCUACAUUCUGCCCCAUCUCUCGGUACAAGGCUUAAAAAAUGCUCGAUUAGUCUGUCGCCACUGGGACGAACAAGUUUCUCCAAUUCUGCGAGGGAAAUGCGCCAUAAAAUUUGGUUUGCAGGGUCAAAACCCUUCUCUGCAAUUUUUGCGAUACGCUCACGAGAUGCAGAAUCCUGCAGACUGGCCAAACUGGAAGAUAAGCUUACCAAACCUUCCAGAAGAUGACCAGAAAAAUUUGGUAUUGAAGUAUACCACCGAUCUGACCUGGUUUCUUCAGCCGAGCAGAGGACAUCACGUCAAGACUUUGUCCUUGAGCGGGGAAAUCUCCGUACCAGUUAUAUCUCGAUACCGUUUUUCAAUUGAGAAACACCUUGGAAGAAUUGUAUUUAGACGUCAACAUCCAAAUUUACGACAAUUAUGGCUCCGAGAAGGAAUAUCCUUGGCUGAUGUCCGUCCUACUAUUUUUCCCCGUAUUGAACAAGUUUUCUCUACGAUUGGUUAAUCCUUGGGGCCGAACACCCGUCCCCCUGACCGCGAGAUGGAUGACAACUUGGGCCCACGCCAUUAACCGGGCCACCUCCAUUUCUACGGCCGGCGAUGAAUCCCUGGGGUCGAGAUUUCUCAAAGAGUUGGUAAGAACGCGAAUUCCGUGGUUUCACAAUUUAACGGAGGUCUCGCUAACUUGCGAGGCAGAGGAUGGAAUCAAGUUCCUCACCGGGUUUACCAAGCCUCUGAAGAAGUUGACGUUGGCGAUACCUCUGGAAAGCCGGAAUCUUCCCGACUUUGAGAAUUUGCUCAAGAAAUUCGCCUCGUCACUGGAAUUGCUGAGCUUUCAAAUUUCCACGGAAGGCUUGGAACCAAAGUCUCGUUUCGUCCUGAAUUUACCAUGUCUUCCCAACUUGAAAAGUUUAAAUGUCCACUUUGGUGAAUUUGAAUGUGCCAGAUAUUACCAAGGUUGUGGGUCUUGUUUUGUUAAAGACGUGGCUCGAUUACGGCUCGCGUUUGGCGACGAUGUCGUCGGUAUCAAGUACGAGCGUCACCUCCCCGCGAUUCGCUUCAUCGUGAUACACCCAAAGGUUGUACAUGAUGCGGCUAAUUUUUGGAACACGUACAGCGACCUGUUGGAGUCCUUUCUCCCUAAAGAAGACGGAGGACAAGGAUGUAUAACUCUGCGGCAUUUCGAACUUCCGGUUUUCUACGAUGUGAAGAUUGAGACGCACUAUCGUCAAGCGCACCGACUGCCGGAGGUAUUUCCUAAUGUGAGGAACAAAUGGAUGGAUAGGUUACGGGAGGUGAGAAACAAAUAGAGGGUGUUCCGAAAGUAAUGCAACUUUGGUAAAAUGCAUAUAUCCAAGGGUAUCAAUUUGCCCCAAAUUCGAAAUAGGGUGAAUAUUGUAGUCCAUACGUUUAUCUAGUAGAAUCCGAAAACCAGAAGUCGAUAUCUCUAUCCGUUCCAAAAUAAGGUCAAAUACCACCGAGCAACUCGCAACCAUCGUCUGCCACUAUAACGAAAAAGUGGUUACGCGCUCCAAGAAAUUGAGCUGUGUUCACUUUAAAAAAGAACAAAUUUCAAAAGUGACAAUUUGCUGUGUACUACUAAGGUAUGAGCUGCAAAAAACUACUAAUCGCAAAAAAAUAUCUGGUCGGCCCAUUCGUGUGGCAGCCCCGAAAGUAAUAAACUUCGUGAAAACAGAAAUUUGCAAUGUCGGAGCGAAAUUCGCUGAAGUAUUUGAAGUUGUCACCUAACACCAUACAUUAUUUUAAAGCUUAGAAGUUGGACAUCAAAUCCUAGAAGGUUAUAUAAGCUUAUAAAUAUAGUGAAGAGUAAAAUAAAAGUAGCAAGCAGGAGGCCAGAAAAAAUCCUUGACCUGAAGUAAUCAAAAUUAAUCAAAAUUGAUCGUCCUGUACAAGACGAUUUACUGCUCAGAUUAUCAAAAUGCUUUUAUUUGCACAUAGUACAACUCUCCCACCUUCAAGAAAACCAUUUAUGCAAAACUGGGAAAUAAAUCUAAGCCAAAGUAUCCCGUUCCGCCUUAAAACGGAUCAAAUGCAAUUAACAUGGGAGAGGUGAACAACGUUCCCAAAUUUGUCAAAUACAAGACCUAUUGAACAAUUUUAGUUUUUAUCCAAGAAAGAAUAUUGUAAUCGAAAAACUUCAGUCAAAAAUUUGAACUUAUUUCACCACAUGUUGUCAAAAAUCCCAAAAAAGGUAACCAGAAACAGUGGCGAAGCACGAAUGGGAAGCACCCGACAAAAGCUUCCCCAAAUUGGGCGGAAGGAGAUGUAUGGACCAUUCGAAACAAACAGUAAUUAGCUUUAACCUUUGUAUAUUUCUGACCAAAAUUUCGCCUAAACUAAUGCAUUGCUUCAGUUUAUAUGUGCAUUUGACCAAAGUUGCAUUACUUCCGGAACACCCUCUAAAAUAGAUUAAUUCUAAUUUUAAUUUCAUUAAUUUGAUGCUAAGAUUAAUUUUCAUGGAAGAAUGUAAUGCAAGAUGAGUAAUUUAGAAAUGUUGGAUUAAUUUAUGGGUAAAUUUGCACUAAUAAUUAUUACAUAAUCUUCAUGACAUAUUUUGUGUCAUUAUGAAUAUGCAUUUCAGAUAA